CUACCAAGCUUGUAAGAUCCACCACUCGAGCUAGCUACAGCUUCAAGCAUAGCAAUGGCGUCCACCACCCUGGCCCUCUUCCUCACCGUGAACCUGGCCCUCCUCGCUGCCACCGCGCAUGGUUGUGGAUCAUACUGCUCCAACCCCACCCCGGUCCCAACCCCACCGAUCGCCGUCCCACCGCCGGCUCCGGUGAUCCCGACGCCCGUGCCCCCGACGCCGUCCAGCGGCGGCGGCGGCGGUACCUGCUCGAUCGAUACGCUGAAGCUGAGCGUGUGCGCCAACGUCCUGAACCUGCUCAAGCUCAACCUCGGCGUGCCGUCGACGGAGCAGUGCUGCCCGCUGCUGUCUGGGCUCGCCGACCUUGACGCCGCCGUCUGCCUCUGCACCGCCAUCAAAGCCAACGUCCUCGGCAUCAGUCUGAACGUGCCCAUCGACCUUGUCCUUCUCCUCAACCAGUGCGGCAAGACCUGCCCCGCCGACUUCACCUGCCCAAUCUGAUCCAUUGCAAGCCAUGCAUACGAUAUAUAAUUGUCGACGUCAGGGUCAUCUCUGCAUGCAAAGCAUAUUCUUAACUAAUCUUUGCAUGUCAUAUAAUUUCCAGUUCAUCUAUGUAUAUGUCGUCAGUGCAUGCAUGCAUGCUUAAGUUUGUUUCCUAUCCUGCAGUGUGACUACGUAUAAGUCACCAUUGUAUCUCGUUCUGGUAUCUAAAUGGUUAGUAUAUGUUUGUAAAAUGAUAUAUAUGCGUAUGUGCAUGUGUACGUGGAAUAAAAGUUUUUGUUCAA
Molecule: messenger RNA, 785 nt
Organism: Lolium rigidum
Lineage: Eukaryota; Viridiplantae; Streptophyta; Magnoliopsida; Poales; Poaceae
Product: cortical cell-delineating protein-like
Exons: 1
Coding region: 55-501 (148 amino acids)
Source: RefSeq, a predicted model, not a curated record